AUGCAGCUGGGCCACAGCACAGGCUCACCAGUGGAGACUGCCCGGUGGGGACACAAUGGCUCCAGGCGGUUACAUCAGCAGCAAGAGGGGCCAUGGUUAAGAAGUGAAAAGUGUGGAGGACAACCCCCAAGGACCAGAGAUGGGGACUGCCGAGGAGUAGAAGGGGCUGAUCAGAGCUCCCUGACUAGAGGCUGGCCAGACCAGCCUCUUCUGGACGCUGUUUACACAGGGCUGCAGACGCACGUGACAUCUGCUCUCUUUAUCCGGGGCACUGGCUGUUGUUACUCUGUGAAAAGCAGGGUGAAGGCUCGAGCUGUGGAACUUGCUUCUACACUGCGGUUCAUCUGUUGGGAUGAGCCCAGGAUACCUGAUCUUCGAGGAGACCAGCCCCCGGAGCCUUCUGCAGCACAGACGCUGAGCCCUGCCCUCACUGUCAGCCCAGUGGGCUCAGGGAGACCUGCCAUUUGCAGCACUGGGGUCCGUAGAAGAUUCUUUGGGAAACGGCUCUGCAGUUCACUAGACAUUCUUAUUUCCCAGGAAAAAAAUCCCCCAAAUAGGGACAUCUGGUAUUCUAACAGGGAAAUGGCUGCACUUAACAAAUGCCAACAUCUGGCUGAGCCAGCUGUUUCUGUCUCACCAUUAUCUAUGGAUGCUCUGGAUAUGCAGAGACAGAUGAUGCACAGGGGUGGAUGGCUUCCAGCUCUUUCUGAAGUGACUUUGAAAUGUGUGUUUAUUCUUACUUUCUCCUAAUAUUGUGUUCUAGGAAUAUAUGUCAAGCAAACAGAGAGAGCAUGUUUUUUGAUAAAGGAACUCAAGAAUUGCUGUGAAUUGGCUUUGGCUCUCUCUAUGAUCAACUGACUGAGGACACAGAGAGGAAUGGGUGGUUCUCCUAUGCUUUGUGUGUGUGGUGUCGGGGUGGAGGUGGCUUCUCCCACCUGGAAUCUGCACUUUUGUAAAGCUUCAGGUGCUGCAAGGAUGGGAGACUCCAAACAUGUGAGAGAUGUUGGAAAAGGACAUUGAUUCUCAGUGUGUCCUCGGGACAAAGGAGGAUGGCCAACUGUCUGGGCACUAGAGCUUUUUAGGCAAAACGAACAAAUAAACACCACAAAGUGGA
Molecule: messenger RNA, 1114 nt
Organism: Psammomys obesus (fat sand rat)
Lineage: Eukaryota; Metazoa; Chordata; Mammalia; Rodentia; Muridae
Exons: 3
Coding region: 1-750 (249 amino acids)
Source: RefSeq, a predicted model, not a curated record